Molecule: messenger RNA, 2285 nt
Organism: Rhea pennata
Lineage: Eukaryota; Metazoa; Chordata; Aves; Rheiformes; Rheidae
Gene: NKX2-5
Product: NK2 homeobox 5
Exons: 2
Coding region: 503-1399 (298 amino acids)
Biological process (GO): regulation of transcription by RNA polymerase II; cell differentiation
Cellular component (GO): nucleus
Molecular function (GO): DNA-binding transcription factor activity, RNA polymerase II-specific; RNA polymerase II cis-regulatory region sequence-specific DNA binding
Source: RefSeq, a predicted model, not a curated record
AGAAAAAAAGAAAAAAGAAAAAGAAAAGAAAUCAGCACAUAUUUGCUUGACGGUUUCCUCCCGGCCUGUUUAUUUAAUCUGACUGUAUGAUAGAUGGCAUCAGAUAGUGGCUUUGUACACACUAGGCCAUUCUGGAUUUUUUUUUAAUGGAUCAACAAACUCAGAGGGGAAAGCUGGAUAAAUACAGUGCCGCCCCUUUAAAUGAGUGGGGAUGUUUUUGAGAUGUAUUACUAUAUUAGGUGACAUGGAACUUUGCAUCUCUCAUACCAUCACUGCAAUGUUGGCCAAUAGAAAGCUAAAGUCACCCAAAAACUGCCUAGUCCCUCCUUCCCCUCCCUUAUGGUCUGGUCCUACCUGCUUUCAGUGCACAAGUCAAGGCUAAUCGCGGGAAUGCUAUGUGCCCCCUCCGUGAGCUCACGCUCCACCACUGCUCCAGGUUGGCUGCUCCUCAUCUGCUUUCCCAUGACCCUGGGCUGCGGCCGCUGCCCUGCUCUCCUCCGCAAUGUUUCCUAGCCCUGUGACAACGACACCCUUCUCGGUCAAGGAUAUUUUGAACCUGGAGCAGCAUCAGAGCGGCCUGGCGCCCAUGGAGCUCUCGGCGCUGUCCUCGCCCUCUUGCAUGCUCUCCACCUUCAAGCAGGAGACGUACAGCGCCGAGCCCCCAGCCCUGCCCGAGCUCCGGGAGGAGCUGCCCGAAGCGCACCCUGCCAAAAGCGCCUUCCCCAGCUCCUACUAUGUUAAAAGCUACGUGGAAAUGGACUCGGCCAAGGACUCCAAGGCAGACAAGAAAGAACUGUGUUCCCUGCAUAAGAGCUUGGAGCAGGAGAAAAGAGACCUGGAAGAUCCCGAGCGCCCCAGACAAAGGAAGAGGAGGAAACCUCGCGUGCUCUUUUCUCAAGCCCAAGUCUACGAACUGGAGAGAAGGUUCAAGCAGCAGAAGUAUCUCUCGGCCCCCGAGAGAGACCAUCUAGCAAACGUCCUAAAGCUCACCUCUACCCAAGUUAAAAUUUGGUUCCAGAAUAGAAGGUAUAAAUGCAAAAGGCAGAGACAGGAUCAGACCCUCGAAAUGGUGGGGAUCCCGCCGCCCCGGCGGAUAGCGGUGCCUGUCCUGGUGCGCGAUGGGAAGCCCUGCUUAGGGGAGUCUUCUCCCUACAGUUCGCCGUACAAUGUCAGCAUUAACCCCUACAGCUACAACGCCUACCCCGCGUACACCAACUACAACAGCCCCGCCUGCAAUGCCAACUACAACUGCAACUACCCCUCCAUGCAGACCAUGCAGCCCCCCGCGGCCGCCAACAACUUCAUGAACUUCGGGGUAGGGGACUUGAAUCCAGUGCAGACGCCCAUCCCACAGGGCAACGCGGGCAUUUCCACGCUGCACGGGAUCCGCGCCUGGUAGAGCGCGCCGCGCUCCGCGCCCGUGCGCGCCCCGCGGCGCUGGCGGGGCUCGGACUCGGCGUGCAGCGGGCGGGCGGGCGGGCGACACCGGCGAGCCGGUGCUGGGACAUUUGCAGACCGCAGGGAGGAUGAGGAGGACAGGUCAAUGUAGUAUCCUAGCGGAAUUCACUAGCGUGGUGCCCGUUUCCAGCCAGGAGAAAGGCCCGGAGCGUUUCGGGCAGCGGCUCUGCUCCGCGGGAGCCGAGGCAGGCACAGCCUCGGGGACGGCCGCAGGGGAAGCUCGGCGCUGCGGGGAGCCCCGACCUGCGCGGCCGGCCCCGCACACCGCCUGGCCCCUCGCGGCUCCCCCGUCCGUGGGGGUCUCUCCCCCGGUCAUUCCCCUCCCACCGUCUUCCCAAGCAGCCCGUCGUUUUGCUUGACUCGUUCCGAAUAACUGACAAGUGUAAGCCAAGCCCUGCGAACUUUUUUUUUCUACUAUAAUAAUUAUUAUUGUUGAGAUUCACGUUUAAUUUUUGCACUUCCCGUACCGUCACUUCUAUCCGGCCAGUUAAGUGUCUCGCAGCCCCUAGGUCUCCCCUUGCCGGGCUGGCGGCGCCGGCCUUCGCCUGGGUGCUGCACCCGGAGGCGCCCUGUGCCGCUGCCCGGAGCGGGAGAGGACACGGCGGCAGCUCCAGCGAGCGCACGGGCGAGGACAGACCCCCGCCCCGGCCGAGGAGUUCAGACCCCCCCUGACAUGCCAGGUCCCUGUAGGGUUAUGCACUAAAACGUGAGUUAGCAUUGAAAUGCACUGUCUGCUCCUUGCCCCGCCGCCCCUUCGUAUGUGUUUCCCUUUGCUGUACAAGCUGAUGGAGAUCAGCGAUUUUGUCAUUAAAGAGAGUGGCUUAACA